Blepharisma stoltei is the source of this 4428-nucleotide messenger RNA. The record is from the annotation of a GenBank genome assembly. Lineage: Eukaryota; Ciliophora; Heterotrichea; Heterotrichida; Blepharismidae.
AUGUGUUUAAAUUAUUGUCCAUUAGGCUACACAUGAAAUUUUCCUCUUAAACAAUGCACAGGCGCCAAAGGAACUAUAGCAAACAUUAAUUUUGAUAAUAAUCUCUCAGGGAACUUCAUUUUUUCGAAUUUAUAUUUGAUAUUAGGAAUAAGUUCUGAUGAUUAUUACCCAGAAUUUGAGUUCCUCGAUCCUUUGCCUGCUAACAAAAGAGGAUUAUUUUUAAGUCAAGGAAUAAUUAGAUUAGAUUAGAUUGUGCCAUCCGCUUUCGCAAGGGCCGAGAAUUUGCACCUCUACACGCUCUUAUCCCUUAGAAUCCCGGCGGACACCCUUCCCCGUCGCCGCAGACGAGGCUUCGCGCAUCAGUCUUGACUUCCAUGGCUCCUGGAGUCUAAGGGCCAACCACCUGGGUCGAAACUCCCAGUUUCUCGUUAGGCAAAUACCGUCUUCAGGGUCUGAGGGUCAUAUUGCCCUUUAGACAUUGGCCGACCUUGCCCUUUCCAAUGGGUUGUACCGGAGUAAAAACUCUAAGUCCAGGGAUUAGCUCCCUGGGCCUAGAAAAACCCAGCCCGACUAUACGUAAAGGAUUACCGACCCCUUUCCGCCUAAAUCCUCGACACUGGGUCGUUGCCUGCUGGUGUUGAAGAAAUAGGGUCGAGAAGUCGGGUGGUCUGUCGUCACAUUUUUAUGUAUAUAUGUCAAGGAAUAAUUAAUUUUGAGCCACAGUCUUCUAAUCAAGCUGGACGACUUUUUAGCUCUGAAUUUACUUUAGAAGCAUGAAUUAUAGUUAAGUCAAGUGGCUGUUUUUACUUAUCAAAAUCAUAUUAUGAAGAUUUAUAUGGACUUAACAAGUCUAAAUGAUUAUUGAAAUUUGGGAUAAAUCGAAAUGGUAGCCUUGAACUUUUCAUAGAAAGAGAUGACAAAUAUAUUCAAGAGUAUUAUUCUCCUCAAUGGUUGAACUCAGGAAAUUCACCUGAAUGGGCGUUUUACUCAAUUUCUUUUAAAUAUAGAAGUUUCCUAUGUUUGGCGCUGUAAGGGCGAUAAAUUCUGAUCGGAAUUUAUCGGUUGGUUGCACCAAAUCAAUGCCUUGGUCGGACCAAAAAGCGAUUUGGUCCGACGAACUUGGAAAGCUCCUGGGGAAAAUGUCUGCGCUUUCAGCGCUAUAUAGAGGAAACCUUUAUAUGAUGAUAUAGCAAAGUCAACUGAAAUAUUAUUGGUCAAAAAUACCAAUUUAUUUACUGCUGCAAUGCCUAACUAUAAUAAAGAAUUUCCUGGAAUAACUCAUACUGUAGGAUCAGUAGGCUAUGGGCAAUCAAUUUUUGGAUUUUUGUAUAGCCUUGCAAUGUAUAACUAUGGGAAAAACUAUAAUGAAUUAAAGAUGAGUUUAGGGGCUUGUGAUUCGUGCAGCGCUUGCCCAGCUGUCUUGAAGUCUUGUUUGCCAACUUGUGGUGAAACUGAAUAUGUAGAUGAGAAUGGAAACUGCCAAAAGUGUCCAAGUGAAUGCUCAUGAAUAUGCUCAAGGGCUGGGACUUGCAAUCUUUGCUAUGAUGACUUGUGCUAUAAAUGCACUAAAUAUGAAAUUGGAACUUGCAUCAAGUGUGUUGAGAAUGCAGUUCUUAGUAGUGGACAGUGUGAAUGCCAAAGUGGAUAUAUUAAGCAAGAAUCUCAAUGUGUAGAGAAAUGCAGCGAUGGGUUUUAUUUGGAUGAAAGCACUCAGUCUUGUAUUAGCUGCCUUAGCAAUUGUUCAAAGUGUGUAGCCUGAUUAUUCUUAUUGAUGUGGUAUAUCUGUACUGCCUGAAACACUUAUGGAUUACCUUUUCAAUUGUGCCAAACUUCUCCCUAACUUGAAAAAUUAGAUUAUUUAUUAGUUAAGCAAGAAUAAUAAAUUUACGCUGAGACAACGUUAGGUAUUACCCAAGCAAUUCUACUGCUCAGGCUAUAGCAAUGUAGAAAGCUGCACAAUAUGCAAGACAGGAUUUAUUGAGCGAAAUGGAAAAUGUGAGUGCUCUGAUGGGCAUUUUUUAGACUCUUCAAAUAACUGCUCAAAAUGUGAUAUUUCCUGCUUGACUUGCUCAAUUGAUUCCUCAAAUUGCUUAUCUUGUACAGGAGAUUUGCCUAUUGUCUUUAAUAAAAAAUGCUACCCAUGUGAAGCAUUUGAGGGAUUUUCAGAUUUAUUUUCAGUUCCUAUUUCAUACUUUACAGAUGAUUUAUGGUCACGAUUAUCAUCUAAAUGCAUUGAAACUUGUGGGGAUGGAAGAAAUAUGGGACAAGCUCAAUGUGACGAUGGAAAUAAUAAAAAUGGAGAUGGCUGCUCUGAGAAUUGUACAAUAGAAACUGGGUGAACUUGCUCUGGAGGCAGUAUAAGUUCUCCUGAUAUAUGCAAAGAUAUAAUUCUGCCUUGACCAUUUCUUGCAUAUUUAUCCGAAAAUGACUCAGGCUAUCUUCUUGCGUUAUCAUUCUCAGAAAAAGUAAAUAUGACCUCUGAUUUAUCAGAAAAUAUUAAAAUUACAAUUGAUGGGAUAGAAAUGUUUUCUUGGGCUAUUUCAUUAGAAAAAUCAAUUUAUGAAGUAACGUUAAAUUUAUAUGAAAGCGUAGAAAGUGGGACAGGUGUGACAAUCAACUUUAUUAAUCCUAGUGAAAUUACUGAUACAAGUGGCAAUCAAAUGAAAGAGAAAAAGGUAAAAUCAAUUUUGCUUGCUCCAUUCUUAGCUUACCUUUAAAUUUACUUGAUUUUACGCCAUUUACGGGGUUGCCAGCACCAGAGGUUACCCCCAUAUUCCAGCACGUGUUUACCCGCAAGCCUCUGGGACAAAUUGCAUCAAUUACCAAGUGACAGUCUGAUAUGGUGUUGCCGACUAAGGCGACUAUGCGCGAACUGCUUCUGUCUUCCUUGACGCCAUGUGACGACAAAAAGCUUCAUUUCUUCCGUCGGAUGGAAGUGAGGAAAGUCAUAAGCCUUUCACUUUUCAUAAGGUCAGGCCAGAGGGCUGUCACCGCCGCUCCAAGUUGUUUACCUAACUCAGCCAGGAUAUAAUUCCCUUGGAAAACCAAGCCUCAUAAUUAAAAAAUGUAAAUGAGUGCUGUUGACGGCAGUCAAGUAGCAUACAAAAUGCCCAUUUUCUAAUUAUGUUUGCUCAAUUCACAUACAAAACUGCAGAAGCUAUGGAAACUUCUGUUACAACUGCAACCACAGUUGCAGCUGCAGGAGCGGCUGCGGGAUCUAUAUUUACAGGAUCUUUUAAUUUGCAAGCAUUUUGGAGUAUGCUUGAAAUAAUGCAGAUACAAAAUUACUUGAUAUUUUUAUCUCCAAAAUACCCUAAUAAUCUUAUCACGUAUCUUCGUGCCUUAAGCAUAGCAAAUGGAAACUUUUUACCUAAUCCUUUUCAACUGUAUUUAGUAAAAAAUGACCCGUUUCCUGAUCCUCCACAAAAGUUUGCAGAUGAAAAUUUUAAUACAGAUUUCCUUAUGAAUGCUGGCCAAUUUGUAGCAGUUUGGGCUAUUAUUUUGACUGGUCUCCCUAUUUGCAUAAUUUUAUAUAAAAUAAGGCCAAGCUUACCAAUCAUAAGAUGACUAAACAACUCAUUUUUCUAUGCUAUUUUACUUAGAACUGGAAUCGAGUCAUUUUUAGAAAUCACGCUUUCAGUCCUUCUGCAAUUAAGAGAGUGCUCACAGCCAAACCAAGAUAUUGGCUAUCUUUCAUUGAUUUUAAGUUUUUUAACCAUACUUUACCUGGUCUCUACUUUUGCUCUUAUAGUUUGGCAAGUAACGUUAAAGCCUAAAGGACUGCUUGGAACAAAGUUGCAUGAAAGAAGAUUUGGAGUAUUGUAUCAAGGAUUUAAAAGAGAUUCUAAACUAAAAGCAUCAUUUUUGCUAUUCCAAAAUAUCCGCAGAGUCCUGCUUCUAAUUUUUUGUGUGUUUUUAUACGAGCACACAACUGCUCAAGUUUUAUUAUCAGCAUCCUUAUCAUUAACCUAUACAGUUUUACUAAUUGUACUGAAACCUUACGAGCAGAGAUAUUUAGGGAAUUUUCUAAAUACAAUCUGUGAAAUUUUAUAUUUUGCUGCUCAUUGCAUAAUACUAAAAUUUUUAGAUAACCACAUAUCUGAUGAUUAUAGAACAAAUCUUGGCUGGGCAAUAAUUGCACUCUUAAGUACUUAUUUGCUACUCCAUAUAGUAUGUCUCCUUAUCAUUCAGAUCACAAAUUUAAUACAAGGAGUCAAACAACUCAAAAAUUGAUUUCUGCAAAAUUUUGCAAAUAAAUUUUUGAAAGCCAAGAGAAGAAUAUUUAUGAAUGAAAUAGAAUCUAGUGACCUGAAUAAAGAAGUAAGCAAAGAACUAAAAGCAGAAGAAAUUUGUGAAGAAAAAGUUUCAAGAAUUCACACUGAUGGCAAUUUUCUAAAUAUUGAUACUAGUGGGGAUAGUUAUUCAUAG